AUGGGUUACUCUUCAUCGUCUACUGAGUCUACUGAGGCAUCGCCCCGUCGUCUGCGUUCCUGGUCGGAAUCGAUGAAGUUGAGGCGCCAUGGGUCAAGCGCACCCUCGCCGGAAGAAAUGGCCGGCAUGGAAGGAUGGUGUGCAUGUGCAGUUGAAGGAGAAGGAGUAGCCCCGCAAGUAAAAACAGAGGAAGAAGAAGAAGAUGAUGAUGGCGAUGACUACGAGCAGGAAGCAAUGUAUAGCAUCGGCUACGAGUUCAAAGACGAAGACGAGGAAGAGGAAGAGGAAGAGGAAGAGGAAGAGGAAGAGGAAGAGGAAGAGGAAGAGGAAGAGGAAGAGGAAGAGGAAGAGGAAGAGGAGGAGGAAGAGGAAGAGGAAGAGGAAGAGGAGGAGGAAGAGGAGGAGAAUGAGGAUGAGGAGGAAGAGGAGGAGGAGGAGGAGGAGGAGGAGGAGGAGGAGGAGGAGGAAGAGGUAAAGGCAGAAGCGUCUCCUCCUCCUCCUCCUCCUCCUCCUCGCCGUCUUCGGCUGCGUCUUUCGGAGAAGGAGGAAGUAAAAGCCGAAGAAGUAAAGGUAGAAGCGUAUCAUCCUCCGAAAGACUCAGCCGACGACCCAGACUCUGAAUACGCCAACCACGCCCCUCUGUCACCGACAAUUUUCAACCACCGCAAGCUCCGCAACUGGAUGUGUCCGUGCUGCACCACCUUCUUGAACCACUUGUCCUGUAAGCUGGCAAUGUCCUCCCACGGCCCGGGGACUUUCUGCAACGUGCAGGACUGGAGAAGGCUGACGAUGACGCGGACCGACGAGAUGGCCCGAAAUUGGGCCAAAAGGGAUGUACAGCGGAGGAGGGACGCGGCGGAAAAGUAUCGGCGGAAGAAGCAGCAGGAGGAGGAUGAAGCGAAGAAGAAUGGGAACGGUGUCAAGGUUGCGAAGAAGAAAAAGAAGGUAUUACUCCCUGGUUCGCUUGAUAGCAUGAGAUCUGUAGGCAACUACAAAUGA
Messenger RNA from Tricharina praecox, 999 nucleotides. RefSeq lists its product as uncharacterized. The coding region runs from base 1 to 999 and encodes 332 amino acids. The transcript has 3 exons. Lineage: Eukaryota; Fungi; Ascomycota; Pezizomycetes; Pezizales; Pyronemataceae. The record is from RefSeq and is a predicted model, not a curated record.